Molecule: messenger RNA, 1146 nt
Organism: Bolinopsis microptera
Lineage: Eukaryota; Metazoa; Ctenophora; Tentaculata; Lobata; Bolinopsidae
Exons: 1
Coding region: 57-1076 (339 amino acids)
Cellular component (GO): lysosome
Molecular function (GO): cysteine-type endopeptidase activity
Source: RefSeq, a predicted model, not a curated record
CACAGUUCACCAUCUAGUCGACACCAAACUGCAAAGUUUAAUCCGACCAAACAACAAUGAAGACUGUAAUGAUCCUGUUCGCUGUGCUGGCCUGCAUUAUGGCCGAAGAGAAGAUGGUGAAUCUGGCUGCCAAAGACCCUAAAGUCCUUCAGGCUCUGUUCAAAAACUUCCAGCACUCUGAAGACCGACACUACGCUAACGCUGGAGAGGCUAGACUGAGGCUCAAGAACUUCAGGAAGUUUGUUGGCAAGAUGGCUGAAGCCAACGAUGAACCCGACGGAGUUGACUAUGGAGUUACCUUCUUUGCUGAUCUGACAGAAGCUGAAUCCCAGCAAUACUACGGAUUCGCCAACAAAACCCAUGGCGCCGUGGAGGAGGAACUAGAGGCACCAGCACCUGAGGAGCCAGCUGGCCUGACUGCAUGGGGAUCCUCUGCUAACCACAGGGGCAGAUACAACAAUGCUAAACACCAGGGAAGUUGUGGCAGUUGCUGGGCUUUCACCACCAUUGGCAUGCUCGAGGGAUGGUCUCAAAUCAAAACUGGACGCAAAUACCACCUAUCUGAACAGCAAGUUCUCGAUUGUUCGGGAAGGAGCAACGACUGUGGUGGUGGCUGGUACUACGAAGCUUUGGGAUACAUCAAGAACAACAGACAUCUUGCAGCAAGCAACGACUACAGGUACCAAACACGCAAGGGCUCCUGCAGACGGACCAGCUAUAAAAACAGUCUACCCUUCUCCAUCACUGGAGUCUACAAGGCCCGGGGUGAUGCGGACAUGGCUGCUCGACUCAACAGCGGUCCUCUCGGAGUUGCCAUGGACUUCAGGAACAUCAAGAUUAGGGGAUAUUACAGCGGAAUAUGGACCAACACUAACUGCAGACAGUGGCCCAACCACGCCAUCACACUGGUAGGAUACGCCAGCAACUACUGGGACAUCAGGAACAGUUGGGGUACUGGAUGGGGAGAUCGUGGUUACUUCAAGAUUACCCGAAGUGUCCAGAAUGUUUGCAUGAUUGCCAGCAAUCCUUACUUCAUCACCGCUUCAGGCAGCAGUGGAGAAGAAAAAGAAGAAUAGAUAUUCGGCAGAUGUCUUUGAUAAUUCAUAACCAUAUCUUUAAAUUUUUUCAAACAUAAAUGAUGCACUA